Messenger RNA from Gongylonema pulchrum, 480 nucleotides. NCBI's taxonomy places the organism in Eukaryota, Metazoa, Nematoda, Chromadorea, Rhabditida, Gongylonematidae. The record is from the annotation of a GenBank genome assembly.
AUGAAGAGAAUUUCGAGUCAGUUAGAAUCACUCCGAGAACUAUUAGAUCAGGCUUUUUUGGAAAUGAUGAUCGAGCAGCAGCUGCCAGGCUGGACAUUAGUUGAACUAUAUUCGAUAAAAGGGGAAAUGAACAUGGCUAACCUAGGAACAAAAAGGAAAGAAGAUGUGGACAGAGUAAGAGAAUUACGCCAACGGCAUCAAAUUUUGAAGAAAAUUACUAAUUCAAAGGAAAAGGUGAGGAAUGCAACUCAUAAACCAAUUUCAGCGCCUCCAACUUUGGAAAAGAAAGAAAGCAAGUAUUUUAUGUCUUUUGCAAAACACUGGGGCGAUAACUGCAUAAAGUACGAUCGUUAUGAGAAAAGAAUACAACAGAUCCAAGAAUAUCAGUUUUGGUUCAAAAGUUUGAAAGAAGGGCACACAUCCAGAAUGCGCUGCAUUAAGCCGCAAUGUUUUCACUGCAAGAAAGUUCGCAAUAUAUAA